Epinephelus moara (kelp grouper) is the source of this 1499-nucleotide messenger RNA. It is a transcript of the gene rnls, whose product is annotated as renalase, FAD-dependent amine oxidase. The transcript has 7 exons. Gene Ontology annotation, molecular function: oxidoreductase activity, acting on NAD(P)H. Gene Ontology annotation, cellular component: extracellular region. NCBI's taxonomy places the organism in Eukaryota, Metazoa, Chordata, Actinopteri, Perciformes, Serranidae. The record is from RefSeq and is a predicted model, not a curated record. Bases 371 to 1273 code for a protein of 300 amino acids.
ACUUGACACGGGUCUGAACCGGGAUAGUUUAUGUUUGUCCAUCAUGUUUCAGCUGUUUUGUAACGCUGGCUGGAGGCGGGUUUAACUCUGCUGCUCUGUUACCGAAGACCCGUUACGACCCGGGUUAAAGUGUCGCUGUCCGGUCAGCAGGGUUCCGGUUAGCACGGCUCCAGUUCAGGGCUAAAACAUGUCCCGGGUUCUGAUAGUCGGAGCGGGUCUGACAGGCAGCUUGUGCGCAUGUCUGCUGAGGAGAGAGCUGCAGAACAAAGUUCAAAUCGUGGUGUGGGACAAAGCGAGAGGCUCAGAACAUGACAGGAGACACCAGGAAACUACAGACAACUGAAGCUGUCUCUGUCUCUCAGGUGGCAGGAUGUCCACCACUCGUCCUUCAGACCCCUCAGCUCACUUUGCUGAUCUUGGAGCUCAGUACAUCACCGCCACAACUGCCUACGCUAAGUCACACCACAGUCUGUACUCAGAGCUGCUGUCUGCUGGAGUCCUGAAGCCUCUCAACGCUCAGAUUGAAGGACUGAAGCACAAAGAUGGCAGCAAGGACUACAUGACACCACUGGGCAUGUCCAGUAUAGUCAAACACUUCCUGUCUGAGUCAGGAGCAGAUCUGUUCUUUGAGUGUCAUGUGACUGGCCUGUACCGCCGUGGUGCAUCAUGGGAGGUCCAGAGGAAGGCAGGAGGCAGUGAGAUGUUUGACGCCGUCGUCCUGACGAUGCCGGUCCCUCAGAUCCUGCAGCUGGAGGGAGACGUGGGACAAAUGCUGUCUGUCCAGCAGAAGCAGCAGUUGGACGGAGUUGUGUACUCGUCUCGUUUCGCCGUCGCCCUCUUCUUCCCUCCGGACACCGUCUUCAGUUUCUCCUGGGCGGCUCGAUAUGUCACCGACAACACCUGCAUCUGCUACAUCGCUGCGGACUCCCGCAAACGCAACGCAGACGCUCCUGGUUGCGGUCCGUCUCUUGUCGUCCACACCAGCGUCCCAUUCGGCCUGGAGCACCUGGAGAAGGACAAGGAGGACGUCCAGCCAAUCAUCUUACAGGAACUUCAGAAGCUACUUCCUGAUCUACCUCAGCCAAUCAGCAUCAAGUGUCAAAAGUGGAGGUACUCGCAGGUGCUGACCUCGGUGCCAGACUGUCCAGGUCACAUGACCGUCCUUGACCGCCCGCUGCUCGUCUGUGCCGGCGACGCCUUCGUCCACUCCAACUUUGACGGCUGCGUGGAGUCUGCACUGAGCACACUCAGUGUGCUGAAGGCCUCGUUGUGAUGCGACAGGAAGUGACUCAGACUGUGGACGAGUUUCCGAGACGCCUUCAGAUCAGUGAUCAAUACAGGUCAUCAGUGAACACAUGAACAAUUUAUGAAGUGAUUAAUUUUAUUUACAUAUUAAUGUUUCAUUUAUUUUAUUGAAUGCACAUUAAUCAACAGUUCAGCUGAUUUAUUGAUCUGAUGUUUCAUUGAUUGUUUUUCACUGAUUAAAUUAACAAAUGUGA